AUGUUUCCGUUGCUUAGCCUCUUGCUGGUUUUGCAAUCUUCCUGCGCCUUUGCAGGAUGGAGUGAUGGAAAAGGGUCUUCUUGGCAUAGGAACAGUUCUUGGAAUGGCUUUGGGCAAUCCUGGCAUCGCCAUGGAAAAGGAGGCAGUAAAGGCGGCUUCACUCCUGGCAAUGUCCCCAUGUACGAUGCCUUGUCCUUGAUCGUUGAUGUGAUCCAGGACCGCUCAAACAGGAAGAGAAGCAAGCGUGCUCGGUCUGCCUCUAUGUCCAGUGACUCGUCCCGUGACAGUCGCCGACGCAGCCGGCAUGGCAUGUCCAAAGAGCUCAAGGAGCUUCGCAAAUUUCGUGAAGAUGCCCAAGCUGCGGCGGAAGCCAGGAAACAAGCAAAUAAAGAAAAGCGUGAAAAAGAAGAGAGGGAGGCACAAUUCAAAGCCUUGGAGGAGAAGGUUUUGAGUUCUUUGCCGCAAGGUCUCAAAGACAAAAGAACUCCACCAGCACGUGCCCAUGGUGAAAAAGCUGCUCCCAAUCCUCGUGCUGACAUUUCGGCUCUGGCUGCUAGGCUGAUUGAAGCCUUGUUUGACAAACAAGUGAAUUGCCAAGGGGUCACUAGCUGGGAGGAUGUGGAACAGCGCCUCACUUCUCUGGAUGCCAAAGUUUUGCGUGAGAUCGUUGAAAGCAAAUUCCCAGAUGAUGCUGUGCCCCGCAUCAAAGCUCAGCGAGUGGCCAAACUCAUGGAGCUUGCCAUGUCCGAAUGCAGUGUGUGA
This is a messenger RNA of Cladocopium goreaui, 762 nucleotides long. Lineage: Eukaryota; Dinophyceae; Suessiales; Symbiodiniaceae. The record is from the annotation of a GenBank genome assembly.